Messenger RNA from Drechmeria coniospora, 2250 nucleotides. Its product is annotated as putative heterokaryon incompatibility Het-C protein. NCBI's taxonomy places the organism in Eukaryota, Fungi, Ascomycota, Sordariomycetes, Hypocreales, Ophiocordycipitaceae. The transcript is spliced from 5 exons. The coding region runs from base 1 to 2250 and encodes 749 amino acids. The record is from RefSeq and is a predicted model, not a curated record.
AUGUCGUUGUUCUCUCCGACGCGGGGCACCUGGCUGCUCGUGCUCGGCAUCACCCUUGUCCUCAUGCCGGGCAAGGUAGUUGCGUUCGGUGCAGGAAACAUCCCAUCCAUUGCCCAGGUCGAGGGCCAUAACUGGCGUCAUGGAGAUAUCGAGGACAUGCUCGCAAGCAUCGCAUUCCUUCACGGCAAAAAAUGGACUUCAAUGCUCAUCAAGAGGACUUACUUUGGUAAUUGGUUGCGAGACUACUCGCAGGCGGUCGAUGUCGGCAGCUUGAAGGGGGUGAACGCCGCCACCGUCCGUAUUUUGGUCUGGGUUCUCUCCUUUAUGGCCUUUGGAUAUGCCACCGAUGAGUUCGAGGUCACCGAAGAGCGCCUCGGCUGCUACCGCCCUGAGGAGCAUAUCGAUAACCCCAAGGGCUACGCGGAUGGCAUGGAUGCGCGAAAGUUCGACCCCCGCCUUCGCGGCCCUGUUGAGCCUGUGGAAUUGGAGGUUGAUCCAAGAACCGGCAUGAAAAACUACAUUGCCAACGAGACGGGGCACUGGGCCACCAGCGCCGGCUAUCUCCGCUACAGCUUCGCUCGCAGCGUUCACUUUGGCCGCCUCUACACCUGCGGAGCCCAGGGAAAGGGAAAGGAUGAGAAUUUGUGCGAGGCCUUGAGGUGUCUCGGCCAGGCCUUGCACUGCAUGGAAGACUUUGGCGCUCACAGCAACUACUGCGAGCUGGCCUUGCGCGAGCUUGGACACCACAACGUCUUCACACACUGCGGCGCCCAGGCCGAGAUGAACAUUCAAGGCAAGCGACUCUAUCCUGUCGUCACCGGCACCUUUGGCGCCGUUGAUUUCUUGCAUUCCGUCAUCGGCGAGGCAAACGAUCACUUCACCCAGUCCGAGGUCGACGAGGUCGACGUCGCGCUCAAGAACGCCGAGGCGGCACGAGGUGGUGACGUAUCCGGCUCCAGAGGCCUCUUCGACGGAUCUGGCUCCAAUGACUUUAUUUCUCUCAUUUCGAAGCUCCCAGACGUCGGGAACGAUUUCGCCAUCCAAGCGAGGAGCCUCAAGGCUGCUUCCGACUCGCAAGAGCAGCAGAACCAGGAGCGCAGCCGCGCGGGCGAGAAUGUCAACAUCGUGCCGGGGAUGAGCGCCAAUUUCGACCCCGUCAAGACGGCCGGUCAGAUUUAUCCCAUUCUUCAAUUCCGUGACAGGAUUGUCAAGGCCAUCAGCCGGGGCAUCUCCAAGAUCCCUGGCCUCGAGAAGCUCCUGGAGCACAUUAGCGAAACGCUGACUGCCUUCGUCCUCGGACUCCUCUCUCCUUUCAUCCGACCCAUCAUCAACCAAGUUUCCAAAGUCCUGAAAGAUGGUUCGUCCGGCGUCAUAACCGCCAGCUCCAACUCGCAGCUGGAGCCCUGGGAAAACCCGCGUUGCUCCGACCCGACGCACUCGAUGCUUUCCAAGGACCAUUUCACCAACAUUCUCAACUCGUGCGCCGGUCGAGUGGCUACAACCAUCAUCCAGUACACGGUACCUCGAAUCUUGUUUGCUUGGGAGAACCCCAGCGUGCCUGUGGACGAAGUCGCCAACGACGUCCUCCGUGCAUUCCAUCAUCCGGCUCUUCGCAAUGAAAGCAUCGACAUUCAGAGAGACAUGUUCAGGACGGUCAAAUCUUGGUUUGAUGAACAUCCACGUUGUCACCAAAUUGACCAGCUGCUGUCGUCGGAAUCGGUCAGGAAAGGAAAGAAUCACAUCCUGAAGCAGCAUGCCGGCAGUCGCGGUGUCGAUUCAGGGCCAGGUGGUCACUCUUGCGGCUCAUGGGAGAGCCAAGCUGGCCAUGGCAAGGUUUCCGGAUCCCUGUGGUCCCAGAUUCACUCGCGUGAUCUCAGCUCGAUGGGCGGCGGCGACGGAGACGCCUCGGCAAACUACAUGUCCGACGCGCCGGCCUUUCCAGCCGGCCAGCAACCAGCACAGCCCAACUACGGCCAGGGCGAGAGCGCCUCUUACCUGUCGGGAGACUCGGGCCCGUCAGCUGGCUACAGCGGGUCAACGCCGCAGCCCGGGCAAUACUAUGGCGGGUACAAUCAGCCGCCUCCCGGACAGCAGGGAUACGGCGGCCCCCCUCCGGGAGGACAAUGGGGGACCGGCCCGCCGCCGCCUCAGAGCUUUGGCGGUCCCGGUUAUGGCGCGCCGCCGCCGCAAUACCCUCCCAAUCAGCAGGGACCUCCUUGGAACUCGUAUCAAGGCCAGGGCCGCUACUGA